Molecule: messenger RNA, 653 nt
Organism: Aegilops tauschii subsp. strangulata
Lineage: Eukaryota; Viridiplantae; Streptophyta; Magnoliopsida; Poales; Poaceae
Product: SKP1-like protein 1
Biological process (GO): ubiquitin-dependent protein catabolic process
Source: RefSeq, a predicted model, not a curated record
AAGGCAGCGCCUCACCGGCACCAAUAAAUCCCCCGGGUUCCCACCCUAGCCUGCCCAACACGUACGCAAAGAAGCUAGCUCCUGUGUCUUCCGCCGCCGCGUCUUUUGGCUACUAAUAACUAGGGUUUCGUUUCGCCUCACAAUACUCCGAUCGGUCGAUGGCGGCCGAGGAAGGCGAGAAGAAGAUGAUAACGCUCAAGAGCUCGGACGGUGAGGAGUUUCAGGUCGAGGAGGCGGUCGCCAUGGAGUCGCAGACCAUCCGCCACAUGAUCGAGGACGACUGCGCCGACAACGGCAUCCCGCUCCCCAACGUCGACUCCAAGAUCCUCUCCAAGGUCAUCGAGUACUGCAAGAAGCAUGUCCAGGCCGACGCCAGCUCCUCCACCUCUACUGCAGCCCCCGCCCCCGCCGAGGACCUCAAGAGCUUUGACGCCGACUUCGUUAAGGUCGACCAGGCCACCCUCUUCGACCUCAUCCUGGCCGCAAACUACCUCAACAUCAAGGGAUUGCUCGACCUUACUUGCCAGACUGUUGCCGACAUGAUCAAGGGAAAGACUCCCGAGGAGAUCCGCAAGACUUUCAACAUCAAGAAUGACUUCACACCCGAGGAGGAGGCCGAGAUCCGCAGGGAGAACCAGUGGGCUUUUGAGUAG